Messenger RNA from Zasmidium cellare ATCC 36951, 1368 nucleotides. RefSeq lists its product as uncharacterized. Bases 1 to 1368 code for a protein of 455 amino acids. Gene Ontology annotation, molecular function: homogentisate 1,2-dioxygenase activity. Gene Ontology annotation, biological process: L-phenylalanine catabolic process. Lineage: Eukaryota; Fungi; Ascomycota; Dothideomycetes; Mycosphaerellales; Mycosphaerellaceae. Gene Ontology annotation, cellular component: cytoplasm. The record is from RefSeq and is a predicted model, not a curated record. The transcript has 3 exons.
AUGCCCGUCACCAAAUUCGAUGUUCCUGAGCGUUACCGGUAUCUGGAGGGGUUUGGGUCUUAUCACCAAUCCGAAGCGUUGAAAGAUGCUCUCCCAGUUGGACAAAACUCUCCCCAGAAGCCGCCGUACGGUCUAUACACGGAGAAGCUCUCGGGAACCUCCUUCACAGCUCCUCGUGGGCAGAAUCAGCAUUCUUGGCUGUACCGCAUCUUGCCAACUGCCGCUCAUAACCCGUUCACGAAAGACGAAACACUAGCGAAGAUUGGAACCCGCAGCGACUUGGAGUCACUCUCGUACACUCCAACCCAGCUGCGAUGGAGUCCAUUCGACAUCGAUGCCUCAGCCGACUGGCUACAUUCCAUGCAUUUGCUCGCUGGAAGAGGCAACGCGGCUGACAAAAAGGGAAUGGCAGCAUUUAUCUACAUGGCUGGAAAGUCCAUGGAGGCCAACACUUCUUUCAGCUCUGCGGACGGUGAUCUCCUGAUCAUUGCGCAGCAAGGAACGCUGGACAUCCGCACUGACUUCGGCCAUCUCCUAGUUCGUCCGUCGGAAAUCUGUGUCAUUCCUCGUGGCUUUCGGUAUCAUGUCUCGCUUCCAGAUGGACCCGUGCGAGGCUUCGCAGUUGAGCUGUAUGAGGGACAGUGGACUCUACCUAACCGCGGACCCAUUGGCUCGCAAAGCAUGGCCAAUGAACGAGACUUUCAAAUCCCCGUCGCGGCGUUUGACCAUGACACAACCUCUACUUUCAAGAUCGUCACCAAGUUCAACAACGAACUGUUCGUCGCAACGCAGACGCACACCCCUUUCGAUGUGGUGGCUUGGCAUGGACUGUACUAUCCCUGGAAGUACGAUCUCGGCCGGUACGCCACCAUCAGCAGUAUCUCCUACCAUCAUCCAGAUCCAUCCAUCUUCACCGUCACAGCGCCCGGCGAGGCCCCUGGUGGCCCGCCCGUAGCUGAAGUGGCCGUCUUCCCACCACGCUGGCUGGCCAUGGAAGGCACGUUUCGGCCGCCGUGGUAUCAUCGCAAUACCAUGGCUGAGCUAGUGGGUCUUAUUAAGAGUCCUUCUCACGAAGAAACAUAUGGAUCCUUCCAGCCAGGCGGGGCCAGACUUCACAACACCAUGACGGGACAUGGGCCUGAUAGUGUGACUCUUGAGCGAGAGAGCAACGAAGAGCUGCUUCCUGUUAAAGCAGGAGAGGGAACAUUGGCAUUUGUGAUUGAAAGCAAUCGAUUGAUGGGUGUAAGUGAGUGGGGUUUGGAAGGAUGUGGGAAGCGUCAGAAGGAUUACAAUGCUCAGACGUGGUUGCCGCUGAGGUCGAGGUUUGAGAUGCCGGAUGAGAAAAUGGACACAGGGGUUAGCAAUUGA